AUGUGGCCUUCGUCGGGUUUUCCCUGCCCGCCGCCUGUGCCUGUGCCGCUGCACGCUGGCCGUGGCUGCACUGGCGAGCAGAGGCCACGAUGGCCGUUGCAGGGGAUCGCCGGCCCCGCCUUCGCGCUGGCCCUAUCUGUGCGGCAUGCGCAGACCGGAAGGCGAUGGAGAUGUGCCAUGCGCAGCGGCGGUCUUCGCCAGCUUGGCGCGAAGAUUCGGCAGCGUCUCUUCAGCGGUGAGGGCCGGCUGAAGGAGCUGCCCGAUCUCAUGAAGACGCCGCAGAUGAUCUACGAGGAGAAGCUGCGGCCGCUGGAACAGGAGCUCCAGUUCGAGAACUUCUACGACACGGCGGAGCUGACCGGCGCCUAUUUCACCUCAAAGCCCAUGGUCCUGGUCCUCGGCCAGUACUCCACCGGGAAAAGUACGCUGAUCUCGCAGCUCCUCAAGGCGGAGUAUCCUGGCCUUCGAAUUGGACCUGAGCCCACAACCGACAAGUUCGUGGCUAUCAUGGGCGGCCCUUCGCGCCAGCAGCUGCCAGGCUUUGCGCUGUGCAGCAACCCCUCGCAGCCUUUCGGGCAGCUGCAGCGCUUUGGGAGCCGCUUUCUGGAACGCUUUGAGGGUGCUCUGAUGCCUGAGAACGAGGUGCCAGUCCUGAGCUGCUUGAGCUUCGUGGAUACCCCGGGCGUCCUCAGUGGAGACAAGCAGCGCGUGGGGCGCAGCUACGACUUCGAGGGUGUCAUGGGCUGGUUUGCAGAAAAUGCAGACCUGGUUAUCGUGCUCUUUGAUCCCAACAAGUUAGACAUCAGCGAUGAGUUCCGCCGCUGUCUCGAAGCCUUGGGCAAGAAGAGCGAGAGCAAGAUCCGUUUUGUGCUGAACAAGGCGGAGAAGUUGGAUCGAUUUGAGCUGGCCAGGGUCUACGGGGCCCUCAUGUGGUCCCUGUCCAAGGUGAUCAACAGCCCGGAGAUGCCACAUGUGUUCUUGAGCCCCGCCUCCGAUCAGCUGGACCUGUCCUCGGAGGCACUCACCUUCUUCCAAGCAGAGGGUGCAAGGCUGAGGCAAGAGCUGUUCCAGGUGCCUUUGGACAACACCACCCGGAAGGUGCACGACCUGUGGUCAACCCUGGCAUAA
This is a messenger RNA of Symbiodinium natans, 1128 nucleotides long. Lineage: Eukaryota; Dinophyceae; Suessiales; Symbiodiniaceae. The record is from the annotation of a GenBank genome assembly.